Messenger RNA from Ooceraea biroi (clonal raider ant), 707 nucleotides. RefSeq names its product ribosomal protein L24 (gene RpL24). Gene Ontology annotation, biological process: cytoplasmic translation. Gene Ontology annotation, cellular component: cytosolic large ribosomal subunit. Gene Ontology annotation, molecular function: mRNA binding; structural constituent of ribosome. The record is from RefSeq and is a predicted model, not a curated record. Lineage: Eukaryota; Metazoa; Arthropoda; Insecta; Hymenoptera; Formicidae.
CCUAAAGGUACCUCCCCACCAUUGAAAGUCACAUCGUUUCCGGAACCCGGACCUGUAAGACCGUGGUGUCGGCCAUUUUUCUAAGUGUUCGUUUUCGCGUCAUACCAAGAUGAAGAUCGGUCUUUGCGCGUACAGCGGAUACAAAAUAUAUCCGGGCCAUGGCAAGACCAUGGUUAAAGUUGACGGAAAAACUUUUACCUUCCUCAACUCGAAGUGCGAGUCUGCACAUUUGAUGAAGCGUAAUCCCCGAAAGGUGACAUGGACCGUCCUGUACAGACGGAAACACAAGAAGGGACAGGAGGAGGAACAGACCAAGAAGAGGACAAGGCGCACUCAGAAGUUCCAGCGUGCCAUUGUGGGUGCCUCUCUCACAGAUAUUAUGGCUAAGCGUAAUAUGAAGCCAGAGAUUCGCAAAGCCCAGAGAGAACAAGCAAUCAAGGCUGCAAAGGAACAGAAGAGAGCAGCUAAGGCGACGAAGAAGGCUGUUGCUCCUGCCAAAGCAAAACAAGUUGCGAAACAGAAAGCUGCUAAAGUGACACAAAAAUCCGCACCACGAGUUGGAGGAAAACGCUAAAUUUUAUAACUAAAUAAAAUAGAAAAUAAUUACAAUUUGACUUGAAGUUUUUAGAUAAAUCAAUCUCCACUGAUAUGUUUAGUUUCAUAGUACAAAAUAUUUUUCCGAGUAAAUUAGACAAAACUGUUAUACA